Papaver somniferum (opium poppy) is the source of this 6370-nucleotide messenger RNA. RefSeq names its product transcription initiation factor TFIID subunit 1-like. Bases 360 to 6038 code for a protein of 1892 amino acids. The transcript has 24 exons. Gene Ontology annotation, cellular component: transcription factor TFIID complex. The record is from RefSeq and is a predicted model, not a curated record. Gene Ontology annotation, molecular function: RNA polymerase II general transcription initiation factor activity; TBP-class protein binding; histone acetyltransferase activity. Lineage: Eukaryota; Viridiplantae; Streptophyta; Magnoliopsida; Ranunculales; Papaveraceae. Gene Ontology annotation, biological process: transcription by RNA polymerase II; RNA polymerase II preinitiation complex assembly.
GAGACAAGCGAGAGAAACAGAAGGACAUGGAGAGAGACUGAAUGAAGAAACCCUAGAACAGAACAGAACUAAGAUUAACAAGGAGGAUCGACCAUGUAUCUACAAAUUAACAAGAUUGGUUCAUUUUACAAGACGAUAUAAAUAUCAAGUUAGGGUUUCUACCAUAGAAUUUGUUAAAGUUUGGAAUACGAAUUCAGUGAAAGAAGAAGCCCAACCCAAGUAUAAGGUGCAACCGACACAUUUAUCCUCUCUACUGGCGGCACUUGCCUUUUCAUCGUUACUCUUGGGUUUGGCGACCUGCAUCAUGCACUUUGAAGUGAUAUAAGUUUAUUUGACUGGUGGUCACAGUUAACUCGAAAAUGGGAGACGAAUCUAAUUCUGACUCGCAUGACACUCGUGAUGAAGAUGACGAAGAUGACUACGAGGAGGCUGAUGAAAAAAACGGUCUCUUGGGAUUUAUGUUUGGAAAUGUCGAUGGAGCUGGUGAGCUCGACGUUGAUUACCUUGAUGCGGAUGCGAAGGAGCAUCUUGGUGCACUGGCAGGGGAUUUGCGCCCAUCGCUGACAGAUAUUGAUUUGUCAGUAAAAUCAGCAGACAAAUCUGCGGAUGCUUCUGAACAAGAUUAUGAUGAAAAGGCUGAAGAUGCUGUUGAUUAUGAAGACAUUGAAGAGCAGUACGAAGGGCCUGAGACUCAAGCCAUUUCGGAGGAAGAUCAUUUGCUGUCAAAGAAGGAAUUUAGUUAUGCCAAAAUGCCAUUGACCACUGGUCAACUUAGUACUUCUGUCUUCGGUGAGGAGAAUUAUGACGAGGAGCCUGAGGGAGAUGAUAUUGAUGCGACACAUACAGUGGUUUCAACAGAUGAAAUUCUUCCUUUAGCAGGAACUCUUGUUUCGGAGCACAGUUCUGAACAACCAAGCAGCUCGGCUAUUGAAAAAGAUCCGGAGCUUUCUCUUGAGAAGGCUGAGAAUCUUGGAAUGGAUUCUGGGGAAGAAAAAUCUCUUGCAAAUAUUGAGCCUUCUCUUGAACCAAUUGAAGCUGAUAGCCUAUCCGUUGAUUCGAAGGAUAUUCGAGAGGAUGAUGAGCUUCGAGAUUUAGAGGAGUCAAGGAAUAACACAGCUUCAUUGCCUAUUUUGUGCAUAGAAGAUGGAAAGGUGGUGUUACGGUUCUCUGAAAUUUUCGGCGUUCAUGAGCCCCCAAGAAAAAGGGAGCAGGGAAACCAUAGGGAUCCUAUUCCAAAAGAUAAGCUUAAAAUAGUAGUUGAAGAGGACGAAGAAGAUUUUCUUCGGGGGCCGUUGCAGAGUUCGUCUAAUGCUAAAUUAGUGGUUGUUUCUCAGUAUGAUGAUGCAUCUGUCAGAGAUAGUGAUGGGGUAUCAAUGAUGUCUGGUGUUGGGCAAGGGAUUGGUUUGAGGGAAACACAGGCUUUUGAACAAACAAAAGUCACCUGUCUCAGUGCAGAGCCAAUGAAAGAGAGUGUUUUUGUCGAUCUGGCUUCAGAAUGGGUAUCACCAUCUUGUCCAAAGUUUUACCCUCUUGAUCAACAAAUUUGGGAAGACGAGAUCAUUUGGAACAAUUCUCCUGUAGUGGGUUCAGAAUCUUCCGAGAGUUCUAUAAUAUCUGGCAUUGAUAUGGACGGUUCCACUAAUGUAGAAAUAGAAUCGGGAAAUGAGACACGAGAUUUCAAUUCAGAUAUCACAGUUGAACCUACUGAAAAGGGUCACAGUGUUUUCCUGAGCAGCUACCCUGUUUCUGUUGAACCUUUCGGCUCAAGAACUUUUUCAGGCUCACCUAGCCUUCCAUUUUCCGAAAUGAAUCACCCACAAUUAUUGAGAUUAGAGUCCCGUUUCAAGGAUGGUUCAAGUGAUAGUGAAAUCCAAACAGAGAACUCCGAAAAUUUGCAUAAACGUGAUGCUAUAAGUCUUUUUAGCAAAAGACUUUCAUUGAGAAACAUGGAAUUGCUGGAUGGAUCUUGGUUGGACCAGAUAAUUUGGGAACCUAAGAAAGAUCUUCCAAAACCAAAACUUAUCCUUGAUCUUCAGGAUGAGCAGAUGCUCUUUGAAGUUUUAGAUAAUAAGGAUAGUGGAAAUCUCCGAUUUCAUGCUGGGGCAAUGAUAGUCUCUCGGUCUGUGAAGUCCAAUGGUGGAGAUUCUUUGGAUAAUCCUGGUCAAGGUGGAGGAGCUUCUAAAUUUAAUAUUUCUAAUGACAGGUAUUAUUCGAACAGAAAAAUGUCCCAGCAAACGAAAUCACAUUCGAAAAAGCGCACAGCUCACGGUGUCAAGAUCUGGCAUUCGAUACCUGGUUUGAUGCUUCAAACUAUGAAGUCAAAAUUGAGCAAUAAAGAUAUUGCUUACUUUCAUAGACCCAAAGCCGUAUGGUAUCCUCAUGACAACGAAGUAGCAGCGAAGGAGCAAGGGAAGCUAUCUACACAGGGUCCCAUGAAAGUAAUACUGAAGAGCAUGGGUGGAAAAGGCAGUAAAUUUCAAGUGGCUGCUGAGGAUAUUGUAUCGUAUAUCAAAACAAGGGCUUCGAAAAAGCUAGACUUCAGACCAUCAGAACAAGUUAAAAUCAUUUAUUCAGGAAAGGAGCUUGAAGACAGUAAAUCUCUUGCUAUACAAAAUGUUCGUCCAAACUCUGUUCUACAUCUCGUGCGCACAAGUAUACAUCUGUGGCCAAGAGCCCAGAAGGUUCCUGGUGAAAAUAUGUCAUUACGUCCUCCUGGGGCUUUUAAGAAGGUGUCAGACCUUUCUGUGAAGGAUGGACAUGUCUUCUUAAUGGAGUAUUGUGAAGAGAGGCCUUUACUUAUAGGAAAUGCUGGGAUGGGUGCAAGACUCUGCACUUACUAUCAAAAAUCAGCACCUGUUGACCAAACUGCCUCAGUGCUUCGCAACGAAUGUGGGGGUAGUAAUCUUGGCACUGUUAUUUCGCUUGAUCCCGCGGACAAAUCUCCUUUCCUUGGUGACAUAAGACCUGGUUGCACCCAGUCGUCUCUUGAAACAAACAUGUACAGAGCACCUGUAUUUCCUCAUAAGUUGCCCACGACUGACUACUUGUUAGUUCGAUCUGCGAAGGGAAAACUUUUUCUUAGGCGUAUAGACAGAAUACAUGUCGUCGGACAGCAGGAACCGCACAUGGAAGUUAUUUCUCCUGGGUCAAAAAAUCUCCAGACUUAUAUUGGGAACAGAUUAUUGGUGUAUAUGUACCGUGUCUGUCGUGUCAAUGAGAAGCGGGGGAUGGCUCCUUGCAUCAGAGCAGAUGAGUUAGCGGCCCAGUUUCCUUCCUUGUCUGAACCCAUUAUUCGGAAAAGGUUGAAGCACUGUGCUGAGUUACAGAAGGGAACAAAUGGGCAGUUAUUUUGGGUUAUUAAGCACAAUUUCCGAAUUCCAGUGGAAGAAGAACUUAGGAGGCAGCUGACACCCGAAAAUGUUUGUUGCUAUGAAAGCAUGCAAGCUGGGCUUUACCGGCUUAAGCGUUUAGGGAUAAGCAGACUGACACACCCUACUGGCCUUUCUUCUGCAAUGAACCAACUUCCAGAUGAAGCCAUUGCGUUGGCUGCUUCAUCUCACAUUGAAAGGGAGCUACAGAUAACCCCUUGGAAUCUUAGUAGCAACUUCGUCACCUGUACGAACCAGGACAGAGAAAAUAUAGAGCGCCUAGAGAUUACAGGAGUCGGAGACCCAUCUGGCAGAGGCCUAGGUUUCAGCUAUGUACGUGUUGCCACGAAGGCAUCUAUAUCCAAUGCAGUAGUGAAGAAAAAAAUAGUGGCUCCUCGUGUGGGAGGUACAACAGUCACUGGAACAGAUGCUGAUCUGCGUAGGUUAAACAUGGAUGGGGCCCGUGAGGUGCUACUUAAGUUCAAUGUUCCGGAGGAUACAAUUGCAAAACAAACUAGGUGGCAUCGGAUCGCCAUGAUACGCAAACUUUCCAGUGAGCAAGCGUCUGCAGGGGUCAAAGUUGAUGCAACAACCAUUGGCAAGUAUGCACGUGGCCAGCGGAUGUCAUUUCUUCAGCUACAACAGCAGGCCAGAGAAAAAUGUCAAGAAAUUUGGGAUCGACAGCUUCAGAAUCUUUCGGCUGCCGAAGGCGACGAAAAUGAGAGCGACUCUGAAGCAAAUAGUGAUCUGGAUUCUUUUGCUGGGGACCUUGAAAAUUUGCUGGAUGCAGAAGAAUGUGGGGAAGCUGAGGUGGGUAGCAAUGAAUCUAAACAAGACAAAAUUGAUGGUGUUAGAGGACUUAAAAUGCGGAGGCAUCCAACCCAAGUCCAAGCAGAGGAGGAAAUUGAAGAUGAAGCAGCUGAAGCAGCAGAAUUAUGCAGGAUGCUCAUGGAUGAUAAUGGGGCCAAGGGGAAAAAGAAGAAGAAAACGGUUGUUAGGGGGCGGGAAGAGUUAGGACUGAGUUGGCAGCGAGGUUUAAGUGCUGAACGGAUCAAUAAAGCUAAUGGCUCUGUUAAACAAGUCAGUCGUACAGCCCAACCUGAUGGUUCAUUCACAUCAAUGGAGAACAUUAUUCAUGAUCAAAAGGAGGUGGAUAAUAUACGUAAAAGGAACUUCUCUGGCAUCAUUAAAUCAAAGAAGUUGAAGAAUGAUAAGGUUAGGGAAAAACACCCCUCGGGUAAAAAUGUACGGGAAGGUUUUGUGUGUGGGGCAUGUGGUCAGGCGGGGCACAUGAGGACCAACAAGAAUUGUCCUAGGUAUGGAGAAGAUCCAGACACUCAUGUUGAGAACUCUAUCUUGGAAAAGAUACCUGGGAAGCUUAACCUUCAUGAUUCUUCUGCUCAACCAAAGUCUACAAUAAAGAAAAUAAUACCUAAAAUUGCUGCUAGAAAUGUUCCUGCAGAGGCCCAAGAGAAAGUUGAGAAAGCAAAAACCUUCCAAUUGAAGGUAAAAUGUGCACUCCCUGACAAAUCUCUUGAGCAAAGCACUACCGCAACACAAAAUUCUGAGAAACAAGAUGAAAUGGGAAGUAGAUCUGUCUCCAAAUAUAGUAAAAUAAUAAUUUCCAACAAGAUGAAACAUGAGGACUUCCAUGGUGAACCUCAGAAGCAGCCCUCGAUUGUUAUUCGGCCACCCUUGAACAUUGAAAAGCCACCUCGGAAGAAAAUCAUUAUCAAGCAACCAAAAGUGGAUCAGGUUAGAGAAGAAGUUCGUUAUGGUAUGCAGGAGGAGCAUAGAAAGACUGAGAAAAUGAUGCAGUUAUCAAGCUAUGAUAUACUUAGAAAGCAGGAACAGAAACGGCUAGCUGAUGAGGCAGCAGCAAAACGAAAAGCAAAAGAGGACAAGAAAUUUUGGGAAGAGGAAAACAAAAGGAGAGUCAUUAGAGAGGCGAAGGAAAGGGAAAGAGAGAGGGAAAGGGAGAUCGAAAGGGAGAGGGGAAGGGAAAUGAUUUUGUAUCAAGAAAGAAUGAUGCAGUUAGAGCAAAAUAGAUUAGCUGAAUCUAGGAGGAUCCAUGAAGCCUUGCAGCAGAGAGAAAAGGAGGAACUGGAGAGGCAAAAAAUGAAGAAGAAAAAGAAGGUAAAAUUCGAUGAGACGGGAGAUGAUUACUAUCUUGAGGAACCAAGAGGAUACAGAACCAGCCGUAGAAUGCCAGAAAGGAGCCGCGCUGCUAAGAAGCGGCCUGCAGUUGAUUCGUCUGCUCGGUAUGGUCCAGAAUAUGGCCAACAAACUAAACGCCGUAGAGGGGGUGAAGGACAGGUUGGGUUAGCAAACACUCUUGAAAACAUUCUGGAUGGGUUAAAGAAUGCCCACGAGGUAUCAUACCUUUUCCUCAAACCAGUGUCGAAGAAGGAAGCACCUGACUACUUGGACAUCAUCGAACAUCCGAUGGAUCUCUCUACCAUUAGGGAAAAAGCGAGAAGGAUGGAGUAUAAAGACAGGGAUGAAUUCCGGCAUGAUGUUUGUCAAAUUACCAUCAAUGCCCACAAGUACAAUGCUGUUUGUAACCCAGGUAUACCUCCACUUGCGGAUCAGCUAUUAGAGCUCUGUGAUUAUUUCUUGGACCAGUUCCAUGAAAGGUUAAGUGAAGCUGAAGCCAGCAUUGACACAUGAACUCUAUCUCUGUUUUACUUUUAUUAUUAUUAUGUUUGUAAUUGCUUGUGCUGGAAAUCGUAGAGUUCGAUAUUUCCACCAAAUUUGUGAAUAGAUUAGAUGAUAGUCGCCUCCUUUUAGUUUCAUCAGCAACUAGUUUUCUGAAAUAGAGUAAAAAAGAAAACACCAACCUGUACAUGAUCAAACAAACAUCAGUUUAGUCAUCUUUCAGCUAAUCAAGCGUUAUCGUAAAUAAAUUUUGUUUGAUUUAGAUGUAUUUAAUUAUUAUUUUACUCUAGCCACUAUUCCUAGAUUUGAGAAAGCUCUCUGGAAUCUAUCAAUGUUAACUUGCA